GCGGAAACGGAGAACUUGUUGUGUUUGUUUAGGUGCACGCAUUCUGCAGCUCAUCGGUGGGGCAAGACGACUCGUCGUUUGUGAAUCAUGGAAUCGACGAGAGGAAGGGCCAAACGCAGGCACUUGGGGCCCUCAGAAUGUAGUGAUCUGCUGCAAAGCAACCCAGGGGACCAGUCUCUCACACAGCCUUUUAAUGCUAACCUCAGCAACGCGGAUCCAAACCGAGCACUUCAGCCCAGGACACCCACCAAAAGAAGUAGACAAGGUGGUGUGGGACAACAGAAAGGCAUCACCGAUUUCUUCUCUGUCUCUGGAGUCAUAAGCACCAGCCCCCAAAAAGGAACCAAAACUCCAGUGAAGGAGGAGAACGAAGAACAGGAACCGAUCGGGCAUCUGAUCCCAAAAGAAGAAAAUCUAGAAGAGGAUAAGAUGGAGGACUAUAUGGAAGGAAUCACUGAGGAUAUGUUCGACGAAGACUUUGAGGUAGGAACUACGUCUGUUAAAAAAGAAGAAGAAUUGUUGGAUGUUACGGUGAGAAAAGAGGAGGAUCUGGUCGAAGCCCUCCUUGAUGCCCACUACGGGCUCCUGGGAGUGCAGGAAGGCCAGGAGGUGCCCAAGGGCCAUGUCCAGGAUCUGCCUGAGGAGGUCCUGAGGGAAGUGUUCGCACACCUUCCAGCAGAUGAUCUCUAUCGAAACAUCAGUCUGGUGUGCCAUCACUGGAGGGCCGUCGUCAUGGACCCCCAGUUUCUACCUUGGAAGAGGUUGUACUGCAGAUACCGUAAGCGGCAAAAUGAGGCACUGAAGGAGGUGAAGUCUAUCCUGGAUGAUAAUCAAAUUAACAAAAAGGAUGACCUGUGUCUUCUCAAUAUGGUGAGGUACAUGUCUCAAUUCAAACACAGCAAAAGGGUGAAUGUGAAGGACGUGUUGGCGUGUGUGAAAGGACAUCAGCUCUACGCUCAUGCUGAAGCCUGCAUCAAAGACAGAAUGCCAGACAUGGUGGAUGAUGAGAGUCCAAACCCUUGGUCUGCCAUGGCCCUGAUGUUGAUUUUGGCUGACGGAGUGAAAGAUGUCUUGGACUUGGUAGCUCUGUUGCGGAAGUCUGGGUGUCUGCUGACAGCAGGAGGAAUCUCAGAGUACCUGUGGGCUGUGGCGACUUUGCUCCUGGCCAUGAGAAAGAAUAAUAUUAACAUAAGCAACAGGUGGCAUUACAAUAUCUUCUAUGUGCUGCACUUAAUGGAGAACGCUCCUCCUCCUGUGGGCUUGCAAGACAACAGGCAGCAAAUCACUCAUGAGCAACAGCAGAUACUCAACCACGACAUCCAGAAUCAUCACGUUGUUAAAAUAAUGGCUUUUGCAGGCACUGGAAAGACGACCACACUCGUGAAGUAUGCUCAGCAAAGGUCACAUAUGCGCUUCCUCUACCUGGCCUUCAACAAAUCUGUGGCAAUGCAAGCUCAGCGCUCAUUUCCACACAACGUUGAAUGCAGUACCGUCCAUUCAAUGGCCUUCAGAUCUGUGGGAGUGAGGUAUAAAAACAUGAGGAAACUGUCCAGUAAUUUGCAAGUGUUUGAUGUGGCGUGGAUCUUGCCUAAAGGACACGGGGGAUUCGUCAAUGCUAAAGUGGUGACGCAAACCUUCCACAAUUUCUGCGCAUCCGUAGACCAGCACGUUGGUCCACAACAUGUUCCAUAUAAGUACAAGAACACGCACGGACAGCCAGAAUACCCAGACGACCACCAAAAAACGACAUUUGCUGGUCUCGCACAAAAGUUAUGGGACCAAAUGGUAGAGCUGAAGUCCAGAAAAGAGAGAGUGUACAACAUGACCCAUGAUGGAUACCUCAAACUCUGGCAGCUGUCUAGACCACAGCUGGACCGAUAUGAUGCCAUAUUUAUUGAUGAAGCUCAAGACUGCACACCAGUUAUUAUGGGCAUUAUGCUCUCUCAGAACUGUGGGAAAAUCCUGGUUGGAGAUCCGCAUCAACAGAUUUACACUUUCAGAGGAGCGGUUAAUGCUUUACAUGCUGUUGCUCACACACACAUCUACUAUCUCACACAGAGCUUCAGGUUUGGAUCAGAAAUCGCAUACGUUGGUGCUGCAGUAUUGGACAGUUGUAAAAAAGUGAAGCAGAUAUUGGUUGGUGGGAAUCAGGAAGGGAGUGUACGAGGGGAGGACACACAAACACUGCAACAACUGAAGCUGGGACAGAGGCUGCCAGAAGGGAGCGUGGCCAUUCUGAGCCGCUGUAAUGUCACUGUUUUCAGCGAGGCUGUCCGACUCACAGACGUCAACCCCAACUGCAAGAUCUACAUUGUGGGAGGUGUUGAAAACUUUGGACUGGACAAAAUUAUGGAUCUCUGGGUCCUGAUGCAGCCAGAGGACAAACGCAAGAAUGAGAGCCUUGCGAUCAAGGAUUACUUCAUCCGAAGUUUCUGCAAAGAUAAGAUGGGCGGAUUCAGAGGUCUGAAGGGAUACGCCAUGGCCUCGGAAGACCGAGAGCUGGAGGCCAAGCUAGCCGUGGUGGAAAAAUACAACAAACGCAUUCCAGAGCUGGUCAAACGGAUCUAUGAUCGUGCCCAGAAAAGCGCAGUGUGUGCAGAUUUUAUCCUUGGUACGGUGCAUAAGGCAAAAGGCCUGGAGUUUGACGCAGUGGUUGUGACGGAUGACUUCAUGAAAGUACCGUGUGGACGACACAACCUGCAGAGUGUGGGCGGUUUCAAUGCAGGUUUGUGGCAUUUCUUUAGGAAUAUGGACAGCAUGGACGCGGGCGGCGUUCUGUGUUUGACCUGUGCGGAGCAGCGUGUGGGACCUACAGCCUUCCUGCUCUCUCCACCUGAACGGGUGGAGAAUAAGCAGCGUGUCUUUUUCCGGGUUUUUCUGGCAGCUUUAGAAGGACCUGUUCAAGCCCUCGAUAACCACAGUAUUACAGCUGUUGUGAACGACACAAUAGUUGAGGAACACUAA
Messenger RNA from Sinocyclocheilus grahami, 2964 nucleotides. RefSeq names its product F-box DNA helicase 1-like. The record is from RefSeq and is a predicted model, not a curated record. NCBI's taxonomy places the organism in Eukaryota, Metazoa, Chordata, Actinopteri, Cypriniformes, Cyprinidae. Bases 88 to 2964 code for a protein of 958 amino acids. Gene Ontology annotation, molecular function: ATP binding; DNA binding; 3'-5' DNA helicase activity. Gene Ontology annotation, cellular component: nucleus. The transcript has 20 exons. Gene Ontology annotation, biological process: double-strand break repair via homologous recombination; replication fork processing.